Molecule: messenger RNA, 834 nt
Organism: Hirsutella rhossiliensis
Lineage: Eukaryota; Fungi; Ascomycota; Sordariomycetes; Hypocreales; Ophiocordycipitaceae
Exons: 1
Coding region: 1-834 (277 amino acids)
Source: RefSeq, a predicted model, not a curated record
AUGUCGUCGAAUGGCGUCCUCGUCGCCGCCGAAAUCCAUGAUUUCCUGCAACAGGUCGAACGGGCAAGGGGGACCGGGUUCCCGUUGCAUUCAUUUGAGUCGAGUGGGCCAUUGGCCGCUCGUCCUGGCGCAUACUAUGCUCCUUCACUCAUGCUGUCGGAGUCGCGGGCUUCAGUGCAGCCGCAGAGGCAGCAAGACAUGGUGUCCAUGGCAAGCGCUGCAACGCCCAUGAGCGCCAUCUUCGAUACCUUUGAUAGUUACUCGACGUAUUCGGCAUCGACAGCGCCUCCUCAACGAGGGCCCGAGCCGCCGCAGCGCCAGCGUGCAACGGUGCCCGACUUUGCAGCUUCGUGGCUUCCGUGCGAAUUCCACAAGCUGUCGGGCUGUGAGGAGAGGUUCAUCCUAGACGAGGUCGAGGCAUGGAUUCAACACAUGAUGGUCGUGCAUCUGCAGGGAAUCCUCCCUACGUUCUGCAUCUGCUGGUUCUGCGAUCACGCCAAGUUCCAGGCAGUGACGGAACGGCCCGAAGACCGGGAGGUGGCCUACCAAGCGCGGAUGCGCCACAUUGCAAGCCACUUCUUUUGGGAUGGAAAGACGGCGGCAGAUGUUCGCUGGGAUUUCCAUUUUCUUGACCACGCCCAUGACUAUGGUCUCAUUACCGAGAGCGUCUUCCGAUGGGCAACACGCCAGGGCGAAGUGCGAAUGCCGCGGGGUAUGACGUUUGACGACCCGCGCACCGUCAGGCCGGCCGGCGAGGAACAGAGCGAGAGGCGGCCGCGCCACGCUCGGCCGCGGGAUGCGACUCGCCCGUCCCACGUGCGCCGCGAAAGAUAA